CUGGCAUCCUUCCCGAAAUGACUUCUACGCCCCUCCGAGAUCUACGACCCAUCGUCAUCUCUGGGCCCUCAGGCGUGGGCAAAGGGACUCUGAUCGACAUGAUCUCUGCUGCACACCCGGGCACAUUCGGAUUAACUGUCUCUCAUACGACACGCAAGCCUCGGAAUGGCGAAGUCGAGGGCGUAAACUAUUAUUACGUCUCGCCUUCCGACUUUUCGCUUCUCGUCUCCCAGGAUGCCUUCGCGGAGCACGCAUCUUUCAGUGGCCACUCCUAUGGAACUAGCAAACAGGCCAUUGCAGACCAGUCAGCAAAAGGAUUGGUGGCCAUCCUGGAUAUCGAGAUGGAGGGUGUUAAGCAGAUGAAGGCCAGCCUCGGCGCCCAGGCGCGCUACGUGUUCAUUAAACCACCGAGCUUUGAGGCGCUCGAGGCGCGUCUUAGGAGUCGCGGCACGGAGAACGAAGACCAAAUCCAGAAGAGGCUGGCUCAGGCCAGAGUCGAGCUUGAAUUCGCCGACACGCCGGGCGUUCAUGACUUGGUCAUUGCCAAUGACGACCUGGACAGGGCCUUCCGGGAGCUUGAGGCAUUUGUAUUCAGGCCGGCAUCUUGAUUGAGUACCAGAUCCUCUGUCUCUAUUUCUAAGCUCCUUCUCAACGUCACGGAGUUAGAUACGCAAUUUCAUUUGGCUCAUCGCCCCGAAGACAAGCGGUGCAAGUGUGUGUUGGUAGGAAAGCUUAGGUGGACCGUCAUAAGCAACCUUGGAAUAUAAACUCCGCGGGUUCAGCACGACGUCGG
Molecule: messenger RNA, 793 nt
Organism: Diaporthe batatas
Lineage: Eukaryota; Fungi; Ascomycota; Sordariomycetes; Diaporthales; Diaporthaceae
Exons: 2
Coding region: 18-608 (196 amino acids)
Biological process (GO): purine nucleotide metabolic process
Cellular component (GO): cytosol
Molecular function (GO): GMP kinase activity
Source: RefSeq, a predicted model, not a curated record